UAGGCAGCACCCUAUAUAUCAGAUUUUAAUACAACUAUCAUUUUUUAUCACUACGUGUGUGUACAUAAAGUUACCGGUGAAUUAGCUCAGAUGUCAGACACCGGGGAGGAGUGGCAGGUUGCCCGGAGACGAAAAGGUGCAGCGCGAAAAUCAAAUACACUACAGCCGUGUGCAGCCGCAGCGGCAUGCUGUCAAGAGGAGCUGGAUGUUGGGAAAACUGUUAAACGGAUCAGAGAAACAGUGUCUGAACUGAGAUAUGAGGACUUUUUGAAGGACUGGAAAGAACAGCUGCUGGUGGCAGGAUCAGCAUCUCUCUCAGAGAAGAGGGACACUGAGCUCUCCAUUGACCAUGUGGAGAACGGCAGAGACAGCAGAACAUCUCAACAUCUAGAGUGUGUGUGUUAUGGCCUGGGCUCUUUUUCCUCCUGUGUCUCGGCUCGCUUCCAGCUGGCCAUGUUGCUGCUGCUGCUGGAUGCAGGGCAGAUUCCACUGAAGGAUUGCUCUGUUUAUGACCCUGCAUUCACCUCUGGAGAAAGGGAUGUUUUGAAAGAGCUGGGUCUGACUGUACUCACAGAAAAUGAGGAGGGGAAGCGGUCUGCGACUAAGCCCACACUCUUUUACCUAAUGCAUUGUGGGAAAGCUCUAUACAACAACCUCCUGUGGAAGAACUGGAGUACACAACAACUGCCUCUAAUGAUAAUAAUUGGAAACAGCUUCAACGGCAUGAAGGACAGGGCAAUUGAGAGAGAAUUCAAGCAGGACUACAGGUACAUUAGCCAGGCUGUGGAUGUGUGUGAGGAGAGCGUGCUGCCCUGUCCACCUCGUCUGAUUGACGUCUUCAGUGAUACAGCAGUCAUCACGUUUCCUUCUAGCAGCCUUAACAAACUACCUCAGUCCACCUGGACAGAGCCAUAUGAACCACAGUAUCAGCACUGCCCUGACUUGGAGAUCAUACAGAGGGAAGCAGUGAGCUGAGAAAGAACAUGAACAAGAUAUGGACAAAACUGUAGAGUUUAUUUUAUUUUAUCAUUGUCAUUGAUAUACUUUAUGCAAUUAAAAAAAUGCUUCAAUUUAUGGAUUGAAUGUUGCACAAUUGAACCACUUUCAUGAUAAGUUUGUCUCAAGGCUGCAUUGGGAUUGCCUGUGUCCA
Molecule: messenger RNA, 1150 nt
Organism: Scomber japonicus (chub mackerel)
Lineage: Eukaryota; Metazoa; Chordata; Actinopteri; Scombriformes; Scombridae
Gene: srrd
Product: SRR1 domain containing
Exons: 6
Coding region: 91-975 (294 amino acids)
Biological process (GO): microtubule-based process
Cellular component (GO): nucleus; cytoplasm
Source: RefSeq, a predicted model, not a curated record